Molecule: messenger RNA, 741 nt
Organism: Trichoderma citrinoviride
Lineage: Eukaryota; Fungi; Ascomycota; Sordariomycetes; Hypocreales; Hypocreaceae
Product: translation initiation factor 6
Exons: 2
Coding region: 1-741 (246 amino acids)
Biological process (GO): ribosomal subunit export from nucleus; cytosolic ribosome assembly; maturation of 5.8S rRNA
Cellular component (GO): preribosome, large subunit precursor; nucleolus; cytosol
Molecular function (GO): ribosomal large subunit binding
Source: RefSeq, a predicted model, not a curated record
AUGGCUGUUCGCGCUCAGUUUGAGAACUCGAAUGAGGUUGGCGUCUUCUCGACGUUGACAAACUCCUACGCCCUCGUGGCUCUCGGUGCCAGCGAGAACUUUUACAGCGUCUUCGAGGCCGAGCUGCAGGACGUCAUCCCCAUCGUGCGCACGACGAUUGCCGGCACGCGCAUCAUCGGGCGGCUGACGGCGGGCAACCGCAAGGGCCUGCUGGUGCCGACGACGACGUCGGACCAGGAGCUGCAGCACCUGCGCAACUCGCUGCCCGACUCGGUGCGCAUCCAGCGCAUCGAGGAGCGCCUGUCCGCGCUGGGCAACGUCAUCGCGACCAACGACCACAUCGCGCUCGUGCACCCGGACCUGGAGCGCGAGACGGAGGAGAUCAUCGCCGAUGUGCUGGGCGUCGAGGUCUUCCGCCAGACCGUCGCCGACAACGUCCUCGUCGGCAGCUACAUGAGCCUGUCCAACCAGGGCGGCCUGGUGCACCCCAAGACGAGCAUCCAGGACCAGGACGAGCUGUCGAGCCUGCUGCAGAUCCCGCUCGUCGCGGGCAGCGUCAACCGCGGCAGCAACGUCGUCGGCGCCGGCAUGGUGGUCAACGACUGGAUGGCCGUGACGGGGCUGGAUACGACGUCGACGGAGCUCAGCGUUAUCGAGAGCGUCUUCCGGCUGGGCGAGGGCCAGGGACCGAGCAACAUCAACACGACGAUGAAGGACACCAUGGUGGAGAGUUUCUACUGA